UGUUAAUUGGCAACUGAACACUCCGUCAUGACAUUAAUGCUGAAAGAAUCCAAACCAAAAACAUAUGUAUAUAUUUAAAGGUAAAUUGAUGGAGGGUGAACAGACCAAAAAUUUAUAUGACACCGUUAUCUGAUCAACUGAAAAACAGAUGUCUACAAUGUCCAACUGAUAUAUGUAAGUUCAUGCAAAUAAAUGUAUGUAUUUAUUUGCUAAAUUUAAUACCUUAUACUUUUCAAAUAUGCCAUGUAUAUAUAUAUGUAUUUACAACUUAAAUGUAUACAUGUGUGUAUAUACGUAUAGGUAUAUACACACCCAUCUACAAGAAGAUAAAAUGUAAAAAAAGAAGAUUAAUCAAAAACGAACGAAAUUAUUAUCAGGUGCUGUAUAUCGCGUAGCGCGAACAAAGAUUUUUUCGUUUGUUCGGCAGUAACAAACAAAUGAAUUCCAAUGCAAAUUUGAAAAACUUUAAAAAAGUACUCAAAUAUUUAUGACAAUCUAACGCGCUAGUCAAAAAUAUUAAAUGGCGGCGUUUGCCCUAGAAGAUAUAAAAACGGUAAAACGUGGAAUUCUUGCAAAUCGACAUAUUGCAACGCACGUCUUAACGUUUAUGGCGGCAUUCAACGUGCUAACAGACUAACUGAGGCAUAAUACAACUACAAUUAAUUAGUGCGAAAUUUGCUGAGAGCUUGGAUGUUAUGUGGUAGACAAAAUUCGUAAACAAAUUGAAAUCAGACUUAUCAAAGUCAAGACCAUUAUAUUAAAAUACUUCUAAAUAUUACAUAAAAAAUGUUUCGAACUUUGCAACUUUGUUCGCGCAUCUUGGUGCGUAAGCAAUCAUCGCCAAGGCCUGUUCUACUGUCGGCAAAUUUCGUAACGGCGUUAAAGGGACUGGAUGUAUCGGAUCCGAAAUAUACAAUGGAUCAAGUUAGGAGUGAGAUAAUACAGCACUUGGGUUUGGAAAGAGGCUAUCAUCCUAUACCAAAAAGUCGGGAACAUUUACUAAAGUAUACUCCAAAACCGGAAGAUUUACCAGCGCGUUCAAUGCAGGAUUCGUUCACAUCCGCACUACUUCCGUUAAGCACUGAUUUGAGACUGCAGGAUAAUUAUGUCUCCCAUUUGGGGAACGUACGUAUGGGUCGUUUAAUGGAAGACUUAGACGCGUUUGCAGUUUGGGUCUGCCAUCAGCACGUCAAAGUGCCUAACUUACCCGCAAAUGUAAAUCUACCAUACACAUUCGUUACUAUUUUGGUGGACAAGAUUACUUUUAGCAACUUGACGACGGAUGUCAAAGAAGAUAUACGCAUUUCCGGCCAUGUAUCUUGGGUAGGACGAAGUUCAAUGGAAAUUGUUGUUUGGUUGGAGCAAAAGUACCAAGGCGUAUAUAAAAAGAUAACACGUGCACUUUUUCUUAUGGCUGCCCGCAAUGCGACUAAUACUGGAUCAGCUCCCGUGAAUUCUAUUACACCAGCUACGGAGGAAGAAAAACAAAUUCUUUCCGGUGGUGAGGCACGCAAGAAACGUCGCCAAUUGAUACAAGCCCAAUCUAUUUUUAAAGUGGAACCAAAUGAUUUCGAACAAAGUUUGAUGUAUGAUAUCUAUAAGCGGACAACACACACCAACACCAUGGAGUUGAACAAACGAUUGCUUCCCUCAAAUGCACGUUGGAUGUCUGAAUGGAGUACAGUUACAACAAUACCAUCAUUCCCGGAUAAUCGCAAUGCACAUAAUACUGUCUUCGGUGGAUUCCUAAUGCGUUUAGCUCUAGAAAACAGUUGGACCGCUGCUUUCCUCUACUGUGGAACUCGGCCCAAGUUAACGCAUAUUUGCGAUAUCAGUUUUGAGAAGCCAGUGCCAGUUACAUCUUUUAUAAAAUUGACCUCUUACAUUGUAUAUACCGAAAUGAAUUAUGUACAAAUUAUGACAGUCGCUGAUGUAUUAGACACAAGUGGCGGUCAAGUUACUACAAAUUUAUUUUAUAGUACUUAUAAAGCUAACGACUCUGUACAUGAGAUAUUGCCGCGAUCCUAUCAAGAGACAAUGUGGUAUAUACAGGGCAGACGUAAGUUUAAAUAUGCCUUAGGAUUGGAAUAAAUGGUUUAAGCACAACCUACAGAAUCUUCUUAAAGAUUAUAAAAUUUGAAUUUAUUUAAAAAUGAUUGUUUAUUUAUAUUUGGAACGAUUAGUUUAUGUACCUACGCUUUUUAUAUUUUUAUGCUGACACAUACAUAUUCAGUUCAUUUACGAUA
Messenger RNA from Bactrocera oleae (olive fruit fly), 2246 nucleotides. RefSeq names its product acyl-coenzyme A thioesterase 9, mitochondrial. The record is from RefSeq and is a predicted model, not a curated record. NCBI's taxonomy places the organism in Eukaryota, Metazoa, Arthropoda, Insecta, Diptera, Tephritidae. Gene Ontology annotation, cellular component: mitochondrion. Gene Ontology annotation, molecular function: fatty acyl-CoA hydrolase activity. Gene Ontology annotation, biological process: acyl-CoA metabolic process.